AAGGCUGCGCCGCUAGCACACUGUGAUUCAACUGGAGAAAGGAUAAAGUGUCCAAACACAGAGAAAAACUCCUGCUGAAGCGACUGAACUCCACACUGUUAUAAAGAUGGCGUUUAUUAAAGAGGAGAGUGAAGAUGUGAAGAUUGAAGAAACAUUCAGAGUCAAACAGGAAGAUCGGCAGGAACAAACAGACCUAAUUGAAGAGAAUGAGGGGAGUAAAGAGGAGGAACAUCAUGUCAAAAUUGAGGAAAAAACCCAUUUUCAGACUGAUGGUAUUUUGAAAAGGAAAGACAAGAAUCGUUUCACCUGCACUCAGUGUGAAAAGAGUUUUGUAAGACAAAGCAAUCUUAAAAUUCACAUGAGGAUCCACACUGGAGAAAAACCAUUCACAUGCACUCAGUGUGGAAUGAGUUUCAUCCAAUCAUCACACCUUAAUAAUCACAUGAAAAUCCACACUGGAGAGAAACCAUUCACAUGCACUCAGUGUGCGAAGAGUUUCAGUUUAUCGUCAUCCCUUAAUCUACACAUGAGGAUCCACACUGGAGAGAAACCAUUCACAUGCACUCAGUGUGGGAAGAGUUUCAACCAAUCAGCACACCUUAAUGAACACAUGAAGAGGCACACUGGAGAGAAACCAUUCACAUGCACUCAGUGUGGGAAGAGUUUCAGCUGCUCAUCAAACCUUUAUCAACACAUGAGGAUCCACACUGGAGAGAGACCAUUCACAUGCACUCAGUGUGGGAAGAGUUUCAGCUACUCAUCAUACCUUAAUCUACACAUGAGGAUCCACACUGGAGAAAGACGAUUCACAUGCACUCAGUGUGGUAAAAGUUUCAGCAUAUUAUCAUCCCUUAAUAGUCACAUGAGGAUCCACACUGGAGAGAAACCAUUCACAUGCACUCAGUGUGGGAAGAGUUUCAGCAUAUCAUCAUCCCUUAAUAGUCACAUAAGGAUCCACACUGGAGAGAAACCAUUUACAUGCACUCAGUGUGGGAAGAGUUUCAGCCAAUCAUCAUCCCUUAAUAGGCACAUGAGGAUCCACACUGGAACAAAAUCAUUCACUUGCACUUAAGCCGCGGUCACACUGGACUUUUCUCCCCUUAGACUUCCAUUCAUACUGUUAGACUUUUCCUAGUCCUCCCAGGUUAAAACAUCAGUCAGAGGCUUUAAAUAAGUUUUAUCAAUUUAAUUAAUUAGAUGAAUAAAGCAUUACAGAGCUCCGGGUGUCAGAGAACAGCAGCACAGGGUGUCUGUGUCAGCUGGGCACACACACCCACACCCUUGUCCCCCCUAUAUUUAUCAAUGUCUCUCUUCAGCCCCGCCCGGGGGCGUUUUAGUAAGAAAGAUCCUCCAUCCAGAUCAGUUCAAUCAUCAGUUGUUAGGCAGAACAGGAACUCUGCACAGAAAAAGUUACACAUACACAUAACAGAGCCUGAAAGAGAGUAAGCCUUCGCCCCUCCCGUCUGUUAUGGUUCCUGUAAAUGAGCACACUCUGAAAGUGAAAUUGUAACAUUUUGUUGAUAACAAGUACAGAGGAGUUAACUCCUCGGUUAUCAGACACACAAAGACACAGCUGUUAUGGAGCAAGGUUAGAUGAGGUUAAGCACAUGAGGUUAUAUGAGGAUAAACACAUCAGCAUAAGCUCAUGUAAUUAGUUAAAAACAGAAUUAAACUGUUAAUGCAAGGAUUAGUCUAUUAAUGUAUAGGAUGAAGUUAAAAUAAUCAAAAAAUCCUUCAAUACGCACGCGAAUGCGUCAGACCAGAAACGCAAGUUCGUGUGUCAAGUUUCACAGAUCGCCUUGCAAAGUUCAACCUUGGUAAACUCUGACCUGUGAAAUCGCAUCACUAGACUGUAUGAGACCAAUCGAAGAUCAAAACAUGACCUCUCUUGACUGAAAUGUAAAAUAUGGACCAAUCGCUCACUUUUUAAAUGUCUAAUCAUCUUGUUUAAUCCCGCCCCUUUUUGCUACGCCGUACAACAGAAUUUCGCAUGCUCAAACUCGAGUGUGAACGCAGCUUCGGUGUGGGAUGAGUUUCAGCAACUCAUCAGACCUUAAUAAACACAUGAAGACCCACACUGAAGAGAAACCAUUCACAUGCACUCAGUGCGGGAAGAGUUUCAACCGAUCAGCAAACCUUAAUGAACACAUAUAGAUCCACACUGGUGUGAAAGAGUUUAUGUGCUUGAGUGUGAGAAGACUUAUUACAGCUCCAAAAUUUAAACUGUACCAGACGAUUCACACUGGAGAAACCGUACAAGUGUUCACACUGUGACAAGAGGUUUAAUCAGUUAACACAUCUGAAAACACAAAAGAAGAUUCACACUGGAGAUAUCUGAUCAGUGUCUACAGUUUUGCUCAUUCGGCGCAGAUUAAUAAAUACGUGGACAAAAAGUUGCACACACGACAUGAAUGCAGCAAAACAUUUUCUCAUGUGCACAGGAUGUUUCAUGUCUGAAUGAUGUUUGAAAAGGCUGAGUGACGGCAUUCUGUUUUUCAACACACCUACACUGCAGUAGGAGGAGUUGUAAAUGUGUUGCGCUUCUCGCGUUUACCGUAAACACGAUGGCGGCUGAGAGAAGAACAUAAACAUCAUGGCAAACAGCACCUCUGCAGCUUAAAAUUUUUUUGCAAGUGAUUGUACAGGUGCGGAUACGUCUGUACUCUACUCUCCAAUGUAUUCAUGUAGCUAGUGUUUUUUUGGAUGAUGUUCUCUGUCUGACUUCCUGAAUGAGAAACAAACCACUGGGCUCCAGGACGGUUAGUUUGCAGUAUACCAGGGCCUCAAGUUUAGAAAGCCCAUUCAUUUGUCCUGUGUUGCAGCUAUGAUUAGUAAAGUUUAUACUUUUGGUUCAAGAUUCUUUCUAGUUUACUACAUUUACCUUUUUGAGUAGAAUACAAACUUGAUGAAUAUUUUAUGAUUUAGCCAGAGCGACAGGUAUUACGUUUUACAAUAUUAAUACACUGUGAUGAUCCCAAGACUCCAGAUUGGAGUAUGUGGUAAAUCCUGAUUGGAUGCCUGCAUUACUCAUCAAUAGGUAUAUAAAAGUUGUUGUGCUAGCUACCCCAGGAUGCUGUGGCUACUCAGGAAACCUCAUGUCAAGACCUGCCAUCUCAUUGACUCUUUAACCUUAUGGUUUUGUUUUGCAUUACUUGUAUCAUGUAGUUUAAGUGUUGUUGUGAUUAUAUCCUAAGUUCUUUAUCUUCAUUAUUAUCCCUAGACAUUUGUUGGUUGCUUUGAUUGAUUGUUCUAUGAGUUACAUUUUAUAAUAAAUAAUUUGCAUUCAGGCUA
Messenger RNA from Danio aesculapii, 3291 nucleotides. RefSeq names its product gastrula zinc finger protein XlCGF8.2DB-like. The transcript has 3 exons. Gene Ontology annotation, molecular function: DNA-binding transcription factor activity; RNA polymerase II cis-regulatory region sequence-specific DNA binding. NCBI's taxonomy places the organism in Eukaryota, Metazoa, Chordata, Actinopteri, Cypriniformes, Danionidae. The record is from RefSeq and is a predicted model, not a curated record. Gene Ontology annotation, biological process: regulation of transcription by RNA polymerase II. Bases 107 to 1072 code for a protein of 321 amino acids.